AUGUGCUCUUUCUCGUCAGCUGCGGUGAGCGGAGUGUGGCGUAUUGCUCUGCUUGUGUUUGAGUGGGUGAGCGCUUGUCUUGCAUCUAUCUCUGUCUGCUGUGGAGAGAAACGAAGGAGUACUGACACUAUUGAGAUUUGGGAACAUGGGACUGCUGUUCGAGUUCUUAGAAUUGUGCUAGAGAAGAGAUUGUUGCCAACUGUUGGUGGUGAAUUUAGUCCAAAUGAUUGUGUCGCAUUAAAUGAUAACAAUUGCAUUGUUGUAACCAUUAAUUAUUUAGACUAUGGUGUUUUCAUUCGCAGACUCUGUAAAUUGGGAAUGACCGAUGCUGCAGAAUUGGUUUUUGGGAUAGCCCAUAAUGCUCUAGUUUUCUUGCAAAAUGCUUCUUAUAUUGCUUUAUUGAAGGGCUUUUCUAGAGAUAAAAGGAUUAAGGAAGCCGUGAGAAUGUACUUUUUGUUACUGCAAAGAGAUAUAGCUCUGAAUAUUUGUGAAUGCAAUGUUCUCCUGAAUGCACUUUUCAAGGAAGAACAAUCAGAAGAAGUCAAUAAGGUAAUUAAAAGUGUGAUUAGAAAGGGAUUUUAUCCAGACCCAUUGGCUAUUUCUUCACAUAUAUCUUCUCAGUGUAGCAAAGGUGGGUGGCAGGAAGCAAAUGAACUUUUGUGGGUCAUGUUGGAAAGAGGAGUGAUGCCUAAUGGGUUUGCUUGUGGUUCAUUCAUCAGGCAUUACUGUGAAGAUGGCGGUCUUGAUUAUGCUCUGUCAUUGCAUGAAAAGUUGGUGAAAUUGGGAAAUGUUCUCAAUGCACCUUCUUACAACAUCCUUUUGGACCAACUCUAUAAUGGAGGGAAAUUAGAGGAGGCAAGCGAGAUGUUUGAUCAUAUGAGAAAUAAAAAUGUGACGAGUAGUGCAAGUUUCAUUACUAUGAUAAGUUGGUUUUGUUGGGAAAAGAAAUUUAGCGAGGCCAGAAAGAUGCAUGAUGAAAUGUUGAAGAAGGGACUCAAGCCUGAUGAAGCUACUUACAAACGUCUCAUAUCUGUGUUUCCUUGA
Messenger RNA from Amborella trichopoda, 1044 nucleotides. Lineage: Eukaryota; Viridiplantae; Streptophyta; Magnoliopsida; Amborellales; Amborellaceae. The record is from RefSeq and is a predicted model, not a curated record.